Patiria miniata (bat star) is the source of this 819-nucleotide messenger RNA. Its product is annotated as delta-like protein D. The record is from RefSeq and is a predicted model, not a curated record. Gene Ontology annotation, biological process: heterophilic cell-cell adhesion; establishment or maintenance of epithelial cell apical/basal polarity. The coding region runs from base 99 to 386 and encodes 95 amino acids. The transcript has 3 exons. Lineage: Eukaryota; Metazoa; Echinodermata; Asteroidea; Valvatida; Asterinidae. Gene Ontology annotation, cellular component: plasma membrane; protein-containing complex.
ACAGACUCAAAUCUUUGAGUUUAGCAAUCUGGGACGAUUACCGGAGAAAGCAGACUCCUUUAGCCUAAGGGGGAGUUGUCUGACAUUAAUCCGACGGGAUGAAGUUUUCAACCGCCAUAGCACUGUGGGUUUUGCUGCCUGGGUUGUCUGGCAUCCACUCCCUUAAAACUAAGUGUGCCGACGAGCCAUGUGAAAAUGGUGCAGCGUGUGCCGACUCCCAAUCAGACAACACGUACUACUGUUUCUGCCCAGCUGAGUUCACUGGUCGCAAUUGUGAGACACGCAUUGAAGAGAUGAACAACCCCUGCGAUCCAAACCCUUGCCCUGAUUCGCAGACAUGUUUUCGAUCGUCGGGCACCAAUUCAAACGCCUACAUUUGUUACUAACUAUAGGCCUACACGUCAGUUGCCGUCUUUGUAAUAUCUCACAGACUAACGCGAUUUGCACCUCAAAGCACUCUCCCAACACUUCAAAUCCAGAUCUAAAGACGAUCCAAUGGGUGGUGUGGAAAGCACCCCGAUGACCAAUGCUAAUAUUUACAUAAUGGAAAACAAUUCCCCAUUUUCUAGAAGGUAAUGUAUAAUUUUUUCUAAUAUUAAAAACGAAACGAGUCCACCAGAUUAUUAUGAAAUAUUUCCACUUGACUGUAUGUAAAUAAUAGUCUCAAGCAUCCUGUCAAAUCGUUGAGUCUGGUAUGCUGUCAUUUUCAAGAAAAGUGGAAUGUUGUAUCACUUUCCAAUGAUGGUUCAGCCAAACCAUCAUCGGAGAAAAAAAAAUCAGUUUUGUUUCAUAUACUGCCCCCAAUUGACCGAAUCUAGU